AUGGCUGGAAGAACAGCUGAAAAUCUUGAUAUCCUUACAUCUCUGUUGGUCUCAAACAACAAUAGAGACAGGGAAGUGGCUGAGAAAGAAGGGGAGGAGAAUGCCCGAGGUGCCAAUAGAAAACCUGCAUUUAAGCCUUCUCCAAAACAUGAUGUUCCAGAGAAUCAUACCAAUGCAGGGGAGCCUGACAGGAGUGAUUCUCAGGAAGCUGAUGACUCAGUGUGA
Molecule: messenger RNA, 225 nt
Organism: Sphenostylis stenocarpa
Lineage: Eukaryota; Viridiplantae; Streptophyta; Magnoliopsida; Fabales; Fabaceae
Source: the annotation of a GenBank genome assembly